Molecule: messenger RNA, 9573 nt
Organism: Odocoileus virginianus texanus
Lineage: Eukaryota; Metazoa; Chordata; Mammalia; Artiodactyla; Cervidae
Source: RefSeq, a predicted model, not a curated record
UAUGAAAAUAUGAAAAGAAGCACUAUGGAAAUAUUAUUCAUGAAUCCAUAAAUCCCACAAAUAUCUCGGAUGCCUAUGAGGAUUAAAAAAGCACUUGGGAGGUGUACAUUAAUCUUGCUGGCGUUGUCAGGAGUGAUCAGCGACUUUUAUUAAAAGCUCUGGGUCUGCCUGAAAGACCUCCUUGUCUGAGUUUGAAAUGAAAGGGACAUGUUAAGAUCUUGGGGCACGUUGUCAGGACCCUUCUCCCUGCCCCUUGGACUAUGAGCUGACACCCCUGGAGGAAGCCAAGAAGCCCUCCUUUGUUGAAGGGAUUUCCCUGAUGAACGGAAAAGACUUGGCCCCUGUCGGCAUGAGCUCUCUGAGCUGGGCUGGGCUAGGUGCCCUGCUCCUGCUGCUGCUGCUCCCGGGCUGGGCCAGCCCCACCUUUAUCCGUGUUAACCAAGGGGUCAGGGUGAUGAAGGGCAGUUCUGCCUUCCUGUCUCAAGAUGACCUGAAGUUCACCAUCCCCAAAGAGAAAGAUGCCUGCAAAGUGGAAGUUGUGAUGAAUGAGCCAAUAACCCAGAGGGUUGGGAAACUCACUCCACAGGUCUUUGACUGCCAUUUCCUUCCCAAUGAAGUAAAAUAUACUCAUAACGGUUGCCCAAUUCUCGAUGAAGACACAGUGAAGCUUAGACUUUACAGGUUUACUGAGACAGACACCUUCACGGAAACCUUUAUCCUGCGGGUCUACCUCCUGGAACCAGACUGUAACAUCAUCCGCAUGAGUGAUAAUGCACUGGAGGUGUCUGAGUUCUAUGGCCUGUCCCGAGUCAUUGAUAAGAACCUGCUCAGAUUUGAUUACGAGAGGAUGGCCAGCCUGGAAUGCACAGUCAGACUGGACCCUGUGGGAACUCAGCUACCAGCCCACGGCCAGCUGGUUCUGGUGGAGCCCCAGCUGGAAGAACCUCGUGGAGAUCAGCCACAUAAUUUCUUUCCUGAGUCUCAAUUGGGAACAGAGCUGAAGUGUCCAGGGGGCAGGUGUACCCUGGGACUGAAGAAAGUCGGAAGUCUCAAAGUGAGCUGUGAGGAGUUCCUGCUGAUGGGGCUUCGAUACCAGCACCUGACUUCCCCUUCUCCCAAUAUUGAUUACAUCUCCAUCCAACUGGACCUCACAGAUAGCAGGAGUAAAAUCAUAUACAAGUCAGAGCGCGCGUGGCUGCCUGUCUAUAUCAGACCUGGAAUUCCUAAUCAGAUUCCAAGAGCUGCAUUCAUGGCCAUGUUUAUUCUGGAAGUGGAUCAGUUCAUCCUGACUUCAUUGACUACAUUGGUUCUGGACUGUGAAGAGGAUGAGACCCCCAAACCCUUGCUGGUGUUCAACAUUACUAAAGCCCCGCUCCAGGGCUAUGUGACUCACCUGUGGGAUCACACCAGACCAGUGUCCUCUUUCACCUGGAAGGAUCUAAGAGAUAUGCAGAUUGCCUAUCAGCCUCCAAACAGCAGCCAUUCUGAGAGGAGACUUUAUGAGGUGGAGUUAGAGGUCCAUGACUUCUUCUUUGAGAAGAGUGCACCUAUUACAGUCCAUAUCUCCAUCAGACCAGCUGAUACAAAUGCCCCGCGAGUGUCCUGGAACACAGGUCUGAAUCUCCUGGAGGGACAGUCUAGGGCCAUCACAUGGGAACAGUUUCAGAUUGUGGACAAUGAUGAUAUUCAUGCUGUCCAGGUAGUCACCGUGGACGGCCUGCAGCGCGGACGGCUUACUCUGAGAGGGGGGAAGGGGUUUCUCUUCACCGUGGCUGACCUUCAGGCUGGAGUCGUUCGAUAUCAUCAUGAUGACAGUGACUCCACCAAAGACUUUGUGGUCUUCAGGAUAUUUGACAGGCAACACAGCAUCCAACAUAAGUUUCCCAUCAACAUCUUGCCGAAAGAUGACAGUCCGCCAUUCCUCAUAACAAAUGUUGUGAUUGAACUGGAGGAGGGGCAGACCAUACUAAUCCAGGGUUCCAUGCUGAGAGCUUCAGACAUGGACUCCAGUGAUGACUACAUCUUCUUUAAUAUCACGAAACCCCCACAAGCUGGAGAGAUCAUGAAGAAACCAGCGCCAGGGCUGAUAGGCUAUCCAGUCCCUGGCUUCAUUCAGAGGGAUCUAUUCAAUGGCAUCAUUUACUAUCGUCACUUUGGUGGAGAAAUCUUUGAAGAUUCAUUCGAAUUUGUCCUGUGGGACAGCCACGAGCCUCCAAAUCUCUCAGUGCCACAGGUGGUGACAAUCCAUAUCACUCCUGUAGAUGACCAGCUUCCAAAAGAGGCUCCUGGAGUUUCUCGGCAUUUAGUUGUCAAGGAAACGGAGGUGGCCUACAUCACUAAGAAACAUCUACAUUUUAUAGAUACAGAAUCACAUGACCGGGAGCUGCUCUACACAAUAACUGCUCCUCCAUUUUUCUCCUCCAGCCACAGACACUUAGAUGCUGGGAAAUUAUUCAUGGUGGACAGCAUACCAAGGCUAACCAAGACUCCUGCAGCUCCAGGGUUAAAAUAUUUUACUCAGCAUGCUGUGAACCAUAUGAAAGUGGCCUAUAUGCCACCCAUGCAAGAUGUGGGUCCCCAUCCAAGACACGUCCAGUUUGCCUUUUCUGUCAGUAACCAGCACGGUGGGACGCUAUAUGGGAUCUGCUUUAACAUCACGAUUCUUCCGGUGGACAAUCAGGCCCCAAAGGUGUUGACCAAACCUCUGAGAGUGGCUGAGGGAGGUCAGUAUGUCAUCAGCACAGAGCAUGUCCUGGUUUCUGACGAGGACACCAAACUGGACAACAUCCACCUCUCCUUGCAGAGUCCACCUCAGCAUGGAAUGGUGGAGCUAAAUGGAUUCCCUCUAAACCCAGGGACUACGUUUUCCUGGGGAGACCUUCAGGCCUUAAAACUUAGAUAUCAGCAUGAUGGAUCUGAGGAACUUCAGGAUGACAUAGUCCUGCAGGUCACAGAUGGCACAAAUGCAGCUGAAUAUGUUCUACACAUUGAGGUGUUCCCUGUAAAUGAUGAGGCACCCGUGCUAAAGGCGGACCUCAUUCCCAUGAUGCGUUGCGCCGAGGGUGAAGAGGUGGUCAUCACUUCUGAAUACAUUUUUGCUACUGAUGUGGACAGCGAUGAUUUGAAGCUGACGUUCAUGAUUGUUGGAGAACCUCAGCAUGGGACUGUGAGGCGAGCUGGGGUCACGGUACAUCAAUUCUCUCAGGAAGAUGUUGUCGCAGGGGCUGUGACGUACAAACACACAGGUGGUGAGAUUGGCCUGAUGCCUUGUUUUGACACCAUUACAUUGGUGGUUUCGGACAGAGAAGCUGGUCCUUUUGUGAAUGGCUGCUGUUACAAUGGACCUCAUCCAUCUGUUCCUCUUCAUGAAUCCUUUCCAGUGUAUGAUCUCAACAUCACAGUGUAUCCAGUGGACAACCAACCGCCUUCAAUUGCAAUAGGUACCAUAUUCAUUGUAGAUGAGGGUUUCUCAGCAGCCCUUACUGUUAACCAUUUGUCUGCCGCUGACCCUGACACUGCCGCAGACGACUUGGAGUUUGUUUUGGUUUCUCCUCCCCAGUUUGGCUACCUUGAAAACACACUCCCUUCUGCAGGUUUUGAAAAGAGCAAUAUGGGCAUCAGCAUAGCUUCGUUUCAGUGGAAAGACAUGAAGGCUUUACAUAUUAACUAUGUGCAGUCCAGGCAUCUGGGGAUGGAACCAACAGCUGACAAGUUUAUGUUGUAUGUCACCGAUGGGAAGCAACGCUCCAUGGAGAUACCAUUUUACAUUAUAAUCAAUGCUACAAAUGAUGAAGCUCCUGAUUUUAUAGUGCAGAAUAUUACUGUGUGUGAGGGUCAGAUGAGAGAGCUGGAUUCUUCCAUCAUCAGUGUUACUGACCGGGACAUUCCCAAGAACCCCUUGCUGUUCAGUAUCACUCACAAACCACGUCAUGGCCUCCUCAUCAAUAGGGCAUUUAGCAGAAACUUUUUUCAAUAUAAGCAAUCAGCCAGCUCUGACCAGAAGUAUGAACUUGUCUACAACUUUUCCAUGGAACUUCUCAAGAAUGGAAUGAGGUUGAUGUACAUGCAUGAUGAUUCAGAGAGUCUUGCUGAUGACUUUACAAUCCAGGUGUCAGAUGGGAAACAUAGAAUACUUAAAACCAUUUUUGUAGAGGUCACCCCAGUUAAUGAUGAAAAACCAAUGCUGAGCAAGAAGGCUGAAAUUACAAUGAAUAUGGGUGAAACUCGUAUUAUUUCUAGUGCUGUUCUCUCAGCCAUAGAUGAAGACUCACCCAGGGAGAAGAUUUACUAUUUAUUUGAAAGACUUCCCCAAAAUGGGCAACUUCAACUUAAGAUAGGGAGGGACUGGGUCCCUCUGUACCCUGGCAUGAAAUGCACUCAGGAAGAAGUGGAUUUGAACUUGCUGAGAUAUACACACACCGGGGCCAUGGACUCCAAGAACCAAGACAGCUUCACCUUCUACCUCUGGGAUGGUGACCAUAGGUCACCGGCCUUUGACUGUGACAUCACCAUCAAGGAUAUGGGGAAAGGUGAUAUUGUCAUCCUGGCAAAACCACUUGUGGUGUCUAAAGGUGACAGAGGCUUCCUGACGACCACCACUCUCCUUGCUGUGGAUGGAACAGACAAGCCUGAGGAGCUUCUCUACGUUAUCACCUCCCCACCGCAAUUUGGCCAGGUUGAGUACGUCCGCUAUCCUGGGGUCCCCAUUACAAGCUUCAGCCAAAUGGAUAUAGCAGGACAGACAGUCUGCUAUGUAGAUAAGAGCACGACAGCUGUCCACAGAGACACGUUCAGAUUCAUCGUCAGCAAUGGACUUCAGACCAAGCCUGGGGUUUUUGAGAUCACACUGGAGACUGUGGACACAGCCUUACCCGUGGUGACCAGGAACAAGGGGUUGAGACUGGUUGAAGGGGCCACGGGCCUGCUCUCCCCUGACCUCCUGCAGCUGACCGACCCUGACACUCCAGCUGAGAAGCUCACCUUUCUUCUGGCCCAGCUACCACGGCAUGGCCAGCUCUACGUGCGGGGGAUGGCGCUGAUCCCACACAAUUUCACUCAGCUGGACGUGGACAGCGGGCAUGUGGCCUAUCGGCACUUGGGAGGGGAUUCUCGGACUGACCACUUCACUUUUAUGGCCUCAGAUGGGACAAACAAUGGCUUUCUUGUGGAUGGGAGAGUGUGGCAAGAACCUGUGUCAUUCACCAUCCAGGUGGACCAGUUGGACAAAGCGGCCCCCCGCAUCACACACUUGCAUUCCCCUUCUCAAGUAGGGCUCCUGAAAAAUGGUUGUUACGGGAUUUACAUCACUUCCCGCGUGUUGAAGGCAUCAGACCCCGACACUGAUGACAAUCAGAUCAUCUUUAAGAUUUUACGAGGCCCCCAACAUGGGCAUCUGGAGAAUUCAAUAACAGGUGAAUUUAUCCAUGAGAAAUUUAGCCAAAAGGACUUAAAUAGUAAGACCAUUCUUUACAUCAUAAACCCAUCUUUGGAAGUAAAUUCAGAUACCAUGGAAUUUCAAGUCAUGGAUCCCACAGGGAACUCUGCCACUCCUCAAAGUUUGGAACUGAAGUGGUCUCAUAUUGAAUGGUCGCGGGCUGAAUAUGAGGUCUGUGAGAAUAUGGGCAUGUUGCCCUUGGAAAUUACCAGAAGGGGAUAUUCCAUGGACUCGGCCUUUGUGAGUGUACAGGUCAACCAAGUGUCAGCUACACUUGGAAAGGAUUUCACCAUGACUCCAUCGAAGCUGGUUCAGUUUGACCCAGGAAUGUCAACUAAGAUGUGGAAUAUAGCAAUUACCUAUGACGGAUUAGAGGAAGAUGAUGAGGUCUUUGAAGUAAUUCUGAACUCCCCUGUGAAUGCGGUUCUUGGCACGAAGACAAAAACUGCAGUGAAAAUUUUGGACUCAAAAGGAGGGCAGUGCCAUCCUUCAUAUGCCUUCAAUCCAAACAUGCCCCGUGCAUGGGAGAAGGGCAUUUGGCACCUGCUCUCCCCAGGGGCUUCCUCACCCACCACUUCUGGUUCCUUUCAUCUGGAAAGAAGACCCCUUCCAGCUUCCAAGCAGCUAGCAGUCACCAGGGGUGACGCCCUGCGGGACUUUGGUUCUGAAGAUCUUUCUUCAGUGAAGCUUAGGACCGGAGGGGAUGGCAAAACAGUGCCUCCAUCCUCUGUUUAUAGAAAUAGAACAGACAGCAUCUAUAACUAUCAUGGGAUGAUUUCCCUGAAACUGGAGGAUGACAGCUCCCCAGCUCACAGACGGAAGGCCAGCGUAUCCAUUAUUAGUGAGCCCCAAAAGGCAACCAAAGUGACAGAACCGCCUCGAGCCGAUAAGGAGGAAUCCACAACCGGCUCACACUUCCCCAGACAGGACCCACUGCCCUCAUUCCCAAAGAACUGCACACUGGAAUUAAAGGGACUCUUCCACUUUGAAGAAAGCCUCCAAAAACUGUACAAGUGCGAUGGAAUUGCCUGGAGAUCCUGGAGCCCCCACACCAAGGCAGUGGAAGAUAAAUCCUGCCCAGCUGGGUGGCACCGUCAUUCAGGCUAUUGCCACUCCUUGAUCACAGAGCAGAAAGGCACAUGGACUACAGCUGCCCAAGCUUGCAGGGAACAUCACCAGGGCAGCCUUGUGACUGUCAUCUCCAGGCAGCACAUGCGAUGGCUUUGGGACAUCAGCGGAAGAAAGCCCUUUUGGAUAGGUUUGAACGACCAAGUGCGUGCUGGCCACUGGGAGUGGAUUGGCGGUGAACCUGUGACCUUCACCAACUGGAGGAGAGGGCCCCCGCAACGUUCAAAGCGUGGCAAAGACUGUGUUUUGGUUCAAAGGCCAGGAAAAUGGCACAUAAAGGAGUGUAGGAAGGGAAAAUCUCACAAUUAUGUGUGCUCCAGAAAACUCUAACCGGCCCUACAAGUGUCCACUUGGGAUGUUUUUAUCUAUUUGUUUCCAGGAUUUGUGCAUAUUCCUCAAAAGAAAGCAGAGGGUUGUGACUAAUGUGGUACAUUUCUUCUAUCAAAGUGUUUGAAGGAUUCUAUCUAGUAAAGAAAAACAAUGGUUCCAGGAAGAUUGAUAAAUGAAUGUUUCUUAGAGGAAAAGAUAAAUUUUUUGCAACUCAGUACAUUUUGAAAUAAAUCCUCAAGGUAUUAUGUGGUACAAAAUCUGAUUAUUCUGGAGACUUUAUACUUCAGUCAACAGUAAUUUCAUGGUCCUCAGAUUUUUCCCCCCAAUUUAAAUGAGUACAUUCUGAAAUCUAUAUUGCGGGUGCUUCCACCACUUCCAUCUAAAUGAGGCUUACCCUGCCAGUUCAUUAAAUCAAGGUUGAACUGCAAAGGGUUGCUUUGUCCCUUUGGAGUCCUUUCAAAUGUGAAAGCUGAGAGGCGGUGGGUAAAAAGAAUUCUCUGUGGUGAAAAAGGAAGGCUUUAGAUGGAAGAAUCUGGCAGAUGGAAGGUCAUCUGCAAAGCUGUAGUUCAGGUAAGAAUUCAGGGGUUACCUGUCCUUCCGAAGUCUACCUGUCACUUCCCACAACAGAGUUCCUUUUCCAGGAAGACGGCUGUGCCAUUCUAAAGCGAAUAAUUGGGUUUCCCUGGCUUUACAGAGUCAGGAGACAUUUGAAGAAACAAUGAGCCUCUCUGUCCAUUCGUGCUUGUAGCACUGAGUAGCGUUUCUCAAGGACACUUGGAAUAAAAAGCAUAUAUGGAUGAUGGUUAACAUAUGGAAGAAAAAUGUGGCUUCCUCAAAAGUGUCCCAAUGAACUAUGCAGAUGAACAAAGAAAAGUAGUACUGAAAACAGAGUCCUUGAAAGCCUAUAUUCUCAGAAAGGAUUUUGAUAUAAUUGUGAGCCCUUAAAUAUUUAAUAUGUGUAGAAUUGCCAUGUUAACCUGAUCCUCUAAUGAAAAGGUACCUUAUUAAUUUAUAAUGGCAGCUGAGUGAAACAUUUUUGUAGCAGUGAAGCAUGUUGCAGCCUUACAAGAACUCCCUUCUGAAAUCAAAGCUUAAUUACAGGAAAUUAGAAAUUUAUUUCUGAAACAUUUACUCACAAUUUUCCUCUUUUCAUAAUCCCUGAAAAAUAUGGUUGUGCCCCAUGUAACUUGCUAUUAUGAGUACCAGAGUCACUUCAGAAUCAAAACAGAGUUACCAAGUAGAUCAAAGUUUUGGUGCAGGUUUUAUUAUGAUAAGACCUUGCGAGAAACUAAAAGUGACUGAAGAAAUUCAGUCUCAUUUUUUGGAUAUAAGAAACAACAAGCUUGUUUUAUUCGCACUUGUUUAUCAAGAUUUUGGUUAAUAGAAAUAUUUACAAAGACAGAUUGGAAUGAGAUUUAGACAUUCUACCUCUUUUUAAAUUCCAACAUCAGUGUGGAGUCAGGAGGCUCCUUACCUUAGAUAUCACAAGCAGAAUCUGAAUUGCUCUGAUAUAGAGGUCUUCCAUGUGACACAGUCAGCUUCUGGUGUUGAAUCAGAAGGUGUAAACCCAUUCUCUGUAUCAGUUGAUGUCCCUUCUGAUCCAUGGGCCUCUGCAAUGUUGAAAGAUGGGAUGCUGAAUAAAGAAAUGAGGAGUUGUUUACUUGAAGGAUUGUAUCCUAGGAUGGAAAGUAAAUGGUCAAGGAAUGAGGAAUUCCUAGAUCUACAUUGACUGGAAAUCCAGAACCAUGGCAACUGUGUAAACCUAGUCAGAGUGGUAGGUUUUAUUAUACAUUUCUGCCAUGUCAGUGAUAUUAAAAUGUUAGCACAAAGAGAGAAUGCUUUGCUUUUUAUAGCAACUGAAAGAAAUACUAGAAGAAUGUUUAAAAUAUUCCUGGUCAUGAAAACAUUAAUCAAGUGGUAAAAUCCAACUAAUUGGAAGAAGGUACAAAUAAAAAUUCAAGCAAGUGUGGAUGCUAAGCAAUAUGUGCAUGCAUGACCUUCAUCUCCUUCUCAUGACUGGUCUUUGACUGAUGGGGGAGUAGUAGUAAAUGAUCGUCAUGUUUCUCUCCACCUUGAUUGAUUAUUGUCAUCCUUUAGGUUAUGGCAGGAGUGGGAAGGAAGGAAAUGGAGUAAUGGUAUUGAUAGAAUGGGAAAGGGAGAUUAUAGAUAAGGGGAGAGUGGAGAGAAGGAUUGAAUAGGAAGAGAUGGGAGUUGAUUAGUAGCUAAGAAAGAGAGCAUCAGAAAGAAGGACUUGAAUGCCACCCAGCUCUUCUCUCCAGACUUAAAUACUGACUCAGGAAAAGUCCCAUAUAAUCCAAGGGCAUUAACCCAGCUCAAUAAUGUGUAGCUUUCAGAAUCUUGUGACUGUUGGUGUUUAACAAGACAUACAUAUGUGUAGUAUAUAUCUGGUAAAUAUAAACUCAAAAAACACAUGACAAUUAUUCCAUCUUCUUCCAAGGGGUGGUAAAAAUGAACCAGGUGACAUUUAUUUACUUUUUUUUUGUUUGUUGUAUUUUUAAGACAGCCAAAAAGAAUAUGCACAUAUUUAAUACUAGCAUUCUGUAUCAUCUAAACCAUAUACUAGUACUGAUUAAUUUCUGUGACAAAGCAGCAUAUUAAUUGUACUGUACCUAGUGUUAUACAAAAAUUAAUAAAAUAAGCUAUUUCUAGUUCUGAAUUAC